This is a messenger RNA of Trichomycterus rosablanca, 8853 nucleotides long. Its product is annotated as spectrin beta chain, non-erythrocytic 1-like. Gene Ontology annotation, molecular function: actin filament binding; structural constituent of cytoskeleton; phospholipid binding. Gene Ontology annotation, cellular component: plasma membrane; cell junction; cortical actin cytoskeleton. The transcript has 34 exons. NCBI's taxonomy places the organism in Eukaryota, Metazoa, Chordata, Actinopteri, Siluriformes, Trichomycteridae. Gene Ontology annotation, biological process: protein localization to plasma membrane; actin cytoskeleton organization. The record is from RefSeq and is a predicted model, not a curated record. Bases 185 to 7219 code for a protein of 2344 amino acids.
GCAGAGCUCCUCUCGCCCCUCUCAGUGUAGAUGUUGCUGAUGUUGCCGGAGCUGCUGCUGAUUUAGGCGGUUUGGAGCCUGGCAGCGGGAGGUGGCACCCAUACACUCUGGUGUUUGGAGGAUUUCGGGGUCGGUGAUUGGUGGAGAGACGCUGAUGAGCAGGAUCGAACCCUGAGGCGGCGAGAUGACGACGGUGGCGGCGGAUUACGAUCACGUGGAGAUCCAGCAGCAGUACGGCGACGCCCACAACCGCUGGGAGGUGGAGGAGUGGGACAACGAGAACAGCUCCGCCCGUCUGUUCGAGCGCUCUCGCAUCAAAGCGCUCGCAGAUGAGCGUGAGGCGGUGCAGAAGAAGACCUUCACCAAAUGGGUGAACUCUCACCUGGCCCGGGUCUCCAGCCGCAUCACCGACCUGUACAUGGACCUGAGGGACGGUCGGAUGCUGAUCAAGCUCCUGGAGGUCCUGUCCGGAGAGAGACUGCCCAAGCCCACCAAAGGCCGGAUGAGGAUCCACUGUCUGGAGAACGUGGACAAGGCCCUGCAGUUCCUCAAGGAGCAGCGCGUCCACCUGGAGAACAUGGGCUCCCACGACAUCGUGGAUGGAAACCACCGCCUCACCCUGGGUCUCAUCUGGACCAUCAUCCUGCGCUUCCAGAUUCAGGACAUCAGCGUGGAGACGGAGGACAGCAAGGAGAAGAAAUCCGCCAAGGACGCUCUUCUUCUGUGGUGCCAGAUGAAGACUGCAGGGUACCCCAACGUCAACGUUCACAACUUCACCACCAGCUGGAGGGACGGCAUGGCUUUCAACGCCCUGAUCCACAAACACAGGCCCGACCUGAUCGACUUUGACAAGCUGAAGAAAUCAAACGCUCACUAUAACCUGCAGAACGCCUUCAACCUGGCCGAGCAGCACCUGGGUCUCACCAAGCUUCUGGACCCCGAGGAUAUCAGCGUGGAGCACCCUGAUGAGAAGUCCAUCAUCACCUACGUGGUGACCUUCUACCACUACUUCUCCAAGAUGAAAGCGCUGAAGGUGGAGGGGAAACGGAUCGGGAAGGUUCUGGACAGCGCGGUGGAGACGGAGAAGAUGAUCGAGAGGUACGAGUCUCUGGCCUCCGAGCUGCUGGAGUGGAUCGAGCAGACCAUCAUCAUCCUCAACAACCGCAGGUUCGCCAACUCACUGGUGGGCGUCCAGCAGCAGCUCCAGGCCUUCAACAGCUACCGGACCGUGGAGAAACCGCCCAAAUUUACAGAAAAAGGGAACCUGGAGGUUCUGCUCUUCACCACUCAGAGCAAAAUGCGAGCCAACAAUCAGAAAGCGUACACGCCGCGGGAGGGGAAGCUCAUCUCCGACAUCAACAAGGCGUGGGAACGCCUGGAGAAGGCGGAGCACGAGCGGGAGCUGGCGCUGAGGACCGAGCUGAUCCGUCAGGAGCGGCUGGAGCAGCUGGCGCGCCGAUUCGACCGCAAGGCGGCCAUGAGGGAGACCUGGCUGAGCGAGAACCAGCGCCUCGUCUCACAGGACAACUUCGGCUUCGACCUGCAGGCCGUGGAGGCGGCCACCAAGAAGCACGAGGCCAUCGAGACGGACAUCUCGGCGUACGAGGAGCGGGUGCAGGCGGUGGUGGGCGUGGCCUCCGAGCUGGAGGCGGAGAGCUACCACGACAUCAAGCGCGUGGCGGCCCGGCGGGACAACGUGCUGCGGCUCUGGAGCUACCUGCAGGAGCUGCUGCGGGCGCGGCGCCAGCGUCUGGAGCUCAACCUGGGCCUGCAGCGGGUCUUCCAGGAGAUGCUCUACAUCAUGGACUGGAUGGACGAGAUGAAGAUGCUGCUGCUCUCUCAGGAUUAUGGGAAGCACCUCCUGGGCGUGGAGGACCUCCUGCAGAAGCACGCGCUGGUGGAGGCCGACAUCGCCGCGCAGGCCGACCGCGUCAGAGCCGUCAACGCCAACGCCCGGAAAUUCGCCGACGAUUUGGAAGCAGGAUACAAGCCCUGCGACCCGCAGGUAAUCCACGACCGCGUGGCGCACAUGGAGUUCUGCUACCGGGAGCUGACGCAGCUGGCGGCGGAGCGCCGGGGCCGCCUGGAGGAGUCGCGCCGCCUCUGGAGGUUCUUCUGGGAGAUGGCGGAGGAGGAGGGCUGGAUCCGGGAGAAGGAGCAGAUCCUGUCGUCCGACGACCGCGGGAAGGACCUGACGGCGGCGCUGCGGCUGCUCAGCAAGCACAGGGCGUUCGAGGACGAGAGGAGCGGGCGCGCCGGGCGCCUCCAGCUGACCGCACGGCAGGGCGAGGAGCUGGUGGCCGCCGGGCAUUUCGGCGCGGAGAAGAUCGGCCGGCGCGUCGACGACGUCCGGGAGCAGUGGGCGGCGCUGGAGCGGCUGUCGGCGGCGCGUAAGACCCGCCUUCAGGAGGCGUGUUCGCUGCACCAGUUCCAGGCGGACGCCGACGACGUGGACGCCUGGAUGCUGGACGCGCUGCGCAUCGCGUCCAGCGCCGACGUGGGCCACGACGAGUUCUCGGCCCGGGCGCUGGUCAAGAAGCACAAGGACGUCGCCGAGGAGAUGGACGGCUGCCGGCCCGUGCUGGACGCUCUGCGCGAGCAGGCCGACGCGCUGCCCGAGGAGCGGGCCCGGGCGGCCGACGCCGGCGGGCGCCUGGCGGGCGUGGAGGAGCGCUACGGCGAGCUGGCGGAGCUGACCCGGCUGAGGAAGCAGGCGCUCCAGGACGCGCUGGCGUUCUACAAGAUGCUGAGCGAGGCCGACGCCUGCGAGCUGUGGAUCCACGAGAAGGAGCAGUGGCUGCACGGCGUCAAGAUCCCAGAGAAGCUGGAGGACCUGGAGGUGAUCCAGCACAGGUUCGAGAGUCUGGAGCCCGAGGUGAACAGCCAGGCCUCCCGGGUGGCGGUGGUGAACCAGAUCGCCCGUCAGCUGAUCCACAGCGGCCACCCCAGUGAGAAGGACAUCAAAAUCCAGCAGGACAAACUAAACACCAGGUGGGGUCAGUACCGUGACCUGGUGGACCAGAAGAAGGACGCCCUCAGCUCCGCCCUGGGCAUCCAGAACUACUACCUGGAAUGCAACGAGACCAAAUCGUGGAUCCGUGAGAAGACCAAGGUGAUCGAGUCCACUCAGGAUCUGGGAAACGACCUGGCCGGCGUCAUGGCGCUGCAGCGCAAGCUGACCGGUAUGGAGCGAGACCUCGCGGCGAUCGAGGACAAAAUGGCCGACCUGGAGAAGGAGGCCGACCGGCUGGCCGGAGAGCACCCGGCGCGGGCCCCGGGCAUCAAGGGCCACGUGGGUGAGAUCGAGGACGUGUGGAAGGAGAUGAAGGAGACCCUGCGCGCCCGCGAGGAGUCCCUGGGCGAGGCCAGCAAGCUCCAGAAGUUCCUCCGAGAGCUGGACGACUUCCAGGCGUGGCUGUCCCGCACCCAGACGGCCGUGGCGUCCGAGGACGUGCCCAACGCCCUGGCCGAGGCCGAGAAGCUCCUGGCGCAGCACGAGGGCAUCAAGAACGAGAUCGGCAACUACCUGAAGGACUACCGGAGGAUCCGGGACACGGGCGAGGCGGUGACCCGGGGCCAGACCGAGGCCCAGUACAUGUUCCUCAACCAGAGGCUGCAGGCGCUGGACACCGGCUGGACCGAGCUGCAGGAGAUGUGGGAGAACCGACGCAAGCUGCUGUCGCAGUCCCACGCCUACCAGCUCUUCCUCCGGGACGCCCAGCAGGCCGAGACCUUCCUCAACAACCAGGAGUACGUGCUGGCUCACACGGAGCUGCCGGCCACUCUGGAAGGGGCCGAAGGGGCCGUCAAGAAGCAGGAGGACUUCAUGACCAGCGUGGACGCCAACGAGGAGAAGAUCAGCGGCGUGGCGGAGUCGGGCCGCAGGCUGGCCGACGAGGGGAACGUCAGCGCCGAGCGCAUCCGGGAGAAAGCGGCGUCCGUCGACCAGAGGCAUAAGAAGAAUCGGGAGGCCGCCCGGGAGCUCCUGACCAAGCUGAAGGACAACCGAGACCUCCAGAGCUUCCUGCAGGAGUGCCAGGAGCUGUCUCUGUGGAUCGGCGAGAAGAUGCUAACGGCGCAGGACGUGACCUACGACGAGGCCCGGAACCUGCACAGCAAGUGGCUGAAGCACCAGGCCUUCAUGGCCGAGCUGCGCUCCAACAAGGAGUGGCUGGAGAACAUCCACAAGGCGGGCACGGCGCUGGUGGCGGAGAAGCCGGACACCGAGGGCGUGGUGCGGGACAAGCUGGAGUCUCUGAAGAAGACGUGGGACGAGCUGGAGUCCAGCACGGAGACCAAGGCCCAGCGCCUGUUCCACGCCAACCGGGCCGAACUCUUCACCCAGAGCUGCACCGACCUGGACAAGUGGCUGGCGGCCCUGGAGGAGCGGAUCCGCUCGGACGACUUCGGCAAAGACCUGACCAGCGUCAACAUCCUGCUGAAGAAGCACCAGAUCCUGGAGAGCCAGGUGGAGGUGAGGCAGAAGGAGGUGGAGGAGCUGCGCUCCCAGGCCCAGGCGCUCAGUCAGGAGGGGAAGGGUUCGGACGAGGUGGACGGCCUGCGCCGCGGCGUGGAGGAGAAGUUCCACCAUCUGCAGGAUCCGCUGAAGAGGCGCUGGAGUAACCUGACGGCCUCCAAGGAGAUCCACCAGUUCAAACGCGACGUGGAGGACGAGAUCCUCUGGGUGGAGGAGAGGAUGCCGAUGGCCACGUCCACUGAACACGGCAGUAACCUACAGAGCGUCCAGCUGCUCAUCAAGAAGAACCAGACCCUUCAGAGGGAGAUCCAGGGUCACCAGCCGCGCUACGACGACGUCUUCCAGAAGAGCGCUCACGUGCUGAAGGAGGGCGGCGGCGGCGGCGGCGGGGAGGAGGUGAUCCGCCAGCGCCUGGACGAGCUGCGGCGGCUGUGGGGCUCCGUCCGGGACGAGGCGGAGAGGAGGCGCGGCCGCCUGGAGGAGGCGCACGAGGCCCAGCGCUACUACUUCGACGCGGGCGAGGCCGAGGCCUGGAUGAGCGAGCAGGAGCUCUACAUGAUGUCCGAGGAGAAGGCCAAGGACGAGCAGAGCUCGGUGGCCAUGCUGAAGAAGCAUCAGAUCCUGGAGCAGGCGCUGGAGGACUACGCCCAGACCGUGCACCAGCUCUCCAGGACCAGCAGGGCGCUGGUGACCGCCGGACAUCCGGAGAGCGAGCGAAUCGGCAUGCGCCAGUCUCAGGUGGAUAAGCUGUACGCGGGUCUGAAGGACCUGGCGGAGGAGCGGAGGGGGAAGCUGGAAGAGCGGGCGCGGCUGUUCCAGCUGAACCGGGAGGUGGACGACCUGGAGCAGUGGAUCUCCGAGAGGGAGGUGGUGGCCGGCUCCCACGAGCUCGGUCAGGACUACGAACACGUGACGAUGCUGCAGGAACGCUUCCGGGAGUUCGCCCGGGACACCAGGAACACCGGUCAGGAACGCGUGGACGCGGUGAACGGGAUGGCGGACGGGCUGAUCGACGGCGGGCACGCGGACGCGGCGGCGGCGGCGGAGUGGAAGGACGGGCUGAACGAGGCCUGGGCGGAGCUGCUGGAGCUGAUGGACACGCGCACCCAGAUCCUGGCCGCCUCCUACGAGCUGCACCGGUUCCACCACGACGCCCGCGAGGUCCUGGGCCGCGUCUCGGACAAGCGCAGGAAGAUCCCCGAGGAGCUGGGACGCGACCAGAACACCGUGGAGGCCCUGCAGAGGGCGCACCACGCCUUCCAGCACGACGUCCAGGCGCUGGGGAGUCAGGUGAAGCAGCUGCAGGACGACGCGGCGCGGCUGCAGUCCUCCUACGCCGGGGACAAGGCCGAGGACAUCCGGAGGCGCGAGGCCGAGGCGCUGGACGCCUGGCGCUCGCUCCUGGAGGCGUGCGACGCCCGCCGCGCCCGUCUGCUGGACGCCGCCGACAAGUUCCGCUUCCUCAGCCUGGUGCGCGACCUGGUGCUCUGGAUGGAGGACGUGGUGCGGCUCAUCCACGCCCAGGAGAAGCCCAGGGACGUUUCGUCGGUGGAGCUUCUCAUGAACAACCACCAGGGCAUCAAGGCGGAGGUGGACGCCCGGAACGACAGCUUCACCUCCUGCGUGGACCUGGGGAACGCUCUCCUCUCGAGGAAGCACUACGCUUCAGAAGAGAUCGAGGAGAAGCUGCGGCAGCUGACGGAGAAACGGAAACACAUGAUCGAGAGGUGGGAGGAUCGCUGGGAGUGGCUGCGUCUGGUUCUGGAGGUGCACCAGUUCUCCCGGGACGCGGGCGUGGCCGAGGCGUGGCUGCUGGGUCAGGAGCCGUACCUGUCCGGUCGAGAGGUGGGCCAGAGCGUGGACGAGGUGGAGAAGCUCAUCAAGCGGCACGAGGCCUUCGAGAAGUCGGCCGCCACCUGGGAGGAGCGGUUCUCGGCCCUGGAGCGGCUCACCACGAUGGAGCUGCUGGAGGUGAGAAGGCAGCAGCAGGAGGAGGAGGAGGAGAGGAGGAGGAGGAGGCAGGACGCCGCCGCCGCCGCCGCCGCAGAGGAAGCCCCGCCCACCGAAGAGGUGUCGCCGCAGCCCAGGGAGGGUGAGCAGGUCUCUCAGAACGGCCCGCCGGCACAGCAGGACCCCCCCCGGCAGGAGGACGCUGGAGGCGCCGACGCCGUUAACGGGGUGCCGGAACCCAGUCCAGGUUCGUCCCCAACGGCAGGGCGCAAGGGCGAGGCGGCGGCGGCGAGUCGAGCGGCUACGUUACCGAGCGAGGCCCGGGACGCGGCGGCGGCGGCUAUGGAGGGAUUCCUCAACCGCAAACAUGAGUGGGAGGGGCACAACAAGAAAGCGUCCAACAGAUCUUGGCACAACGUGUUCUGUGUGAUUAAGAACCUGGAGUUGGGUUUCUACAAGGACAGUAAGAGCGCCGGUCAGGGCGUCCCGUACCACGGUCAGGUCCCUAUCAGCCUGACGGACUCCGCCUGCGAGGUGGCUCUGGAAUACAAGAAGAAGAAACAUGUCUUUAAGUUCCGAGUCUCCGACGGAAACGAGUUUCUGUUCCAGGCCAAAGACGCCGACGAGAUGAACUCGUGGAUCCAGGCGAUCUCGUGUAAAACGCCCUCGGAGACCAGCGCCCUGUCCUCCCGCGCCCAGACCCUGCCCACCCCCAGCGGCACGGCCGAGUCCAGCCCGGGCAAACGGGAGAAGGACAAAGAGAAGCGCUUCAGCAUUUUCAAGAAGAAGUAGAAGCUUCCUGCUAGUUUAGAACUUAGAGCUGAAUUGGAACUCCUGCAGCAGAAGUUCAUACUCCAUGUCUGGCCUUGUUUUUUAUUAUUAUUAUUAUUGUUUGAUAUUAUUAGGACUCCUGGUGCUUUGAGCAGUCGUUUCUCUUCGUUUAUGUUCAGUAUUUCUGCUUCAGUCUGGUUAACGGUCGCUGGGUUCUUGGUGGGAUCUCGUGUUUGUGAGGAUCAGGCGAUGGAUGGAUGUGGAACAUGGUUGGUGGAUCCAGUAUAAGAUGAAUAGAUGGUUUAUAGGGUGGAUGAAUUUAGUAUAGGAUUAUUGGAUGAAUGAACGUGUAGCCAACAUAUAAUGAGGGGAUGAAGGGGUAGAUUUAGUAUAGGAAGUGAUCACGUGAUGGAUGGAUGGAUGGAUGGAUGGAGAAUACGGUUGGUGGAUCUAGUAUAUGUUGGCUGAAUGGAUUGAUUAAUAGAUGGUUUAUAGGGAAGAUGAAUCCAGUGUAUAUCGGAUGUAUGGUUGGAUGCAGAAUGGAGUAAUGGAGUGAUGAAUGGAGAAUGGAUGGAUGGUUGAAUGAAGAUUAUGGUGGAUGAAUCCAGUAUAUAUUGGAUGGAUGAAUGGAGAGAUAGAGUAAUGGAGUAAAGGAUGGAUGGAUGAUUGAAUGGAUAGAGUGAUGGUUGGGUUAUUUGAUGGUUGGAUGCAGAAUAUGGUUGGUGGAUCUAGUAUAGGGUGGAUGGAUGGAUGGAUGGAUUAUUGGUUGGAUGGAUUGAUGGAUGGUUUAUAUGGAGGAUAAAUCCAGUAUAUAUUGGAUGGAUGGAUGGAUGGAUGGAUAGAUGGAUGGAGUGAUGGAUGGAUGGAUGAAGCAGUGGAGUAAUGGAUGGAGUGAUGGACUGAUGAAUCCAGUAUAUAUUGGAUGGAUGGAUGGAUGGAUGGAUGGAGUGAUGAAUAGUUGGACAUAGUAAUGUAUGGAUGGAGUGAUGGAUGGAUGGACGGAUGGUUUAUUAGGUGGAUGAAUCCAGUAUAUAUUGGAUGGAUGGAUGGAGUGAUGGACUGAUUGAUGGAUGGCUUAUAGGGUGGAUGAAUCCAGUAUAUAUUGGAUGAUUGGUUGAAUAGAGUGAUGGUUUAAUGGAUGGAUGGUUGGAUGAUUGGAUGGACAGAGUGAUGGUUGGAUGCAGGGUGGAUGGAUGAAUUGAUGGUUUAUAAGGAGGAUAAAUCCAGUAUAUAUUAGAUGGAUGAUUGGACAGAGGUUUUGUGAUGACUGUACUGAUGGAGCGCAGCAGCUGUGGUGCUUUAUUAGUGAAUUUAUUCAUUUCUUACACUUUUCUUCUUGAAACUAAUAGUUCAGGAUGAAGUGAAAACGGUUGUGAUUGGUGGAAACGUCGGUGACUUUCGGUGACAAAUAGUUUUGUAAUAAUAACGUAAUAAAGAGUUGUUGAGUUGUGUUUGGUACGUUUGCAGAUGAAAGAGAAAUAUAGAUAUAUAAUAUAGAUGUUUUAUUACUGAUCGAAGGCGGCGGAUUAUGGGCUCGCUGGUCAUGACGUCUGGACUCUCGGACCUGGUGUGGAUGGAUGUUCACCUUCUGUUGCCUUCUGUAGUCGACAUGUCCUGUAUCUGCACAAUAAAUACAAAUGCUUUUCAAAUCAUAA